Molecule: messenger RNA, 2397 nt
Organism: Beauveria bassiana ARSEF 2860
Lineage: Eukaryota; Fungi; Ascomycota; Sordariomycetes; Hypocreales; Cordycipitaceae
Product: pentatricopeptide repeat domain-containing protein
Exons: 2
Coding region: 1-2397 (798 amino acids)
Molecular function (GO): protein binding
Source: RefSeq, a predicted model, not a curated record
AUGAGGGCCAACUUUGCCCGCCAUGGGCGGCGCCUCCUGGUCUACCGCGUCAGAGCGCCAUCCUGUCCCCUAUUAACUUCUUCACGUCCUGCGAGAAGUCCCCCAUCAUCUGCGACGACGGUGUGCCCGCGAUUCGAGCGCACCUUUUUCAACACCCUCUUCAAGAAGCCGCCGCGCGAGAUUCGACAACCCGAGUACGAGCCUGGAUGGAUGCACAUCAUGGUCUGGCGGAGCCGCAUGCUCGACAACCUGCGGCCGCAGCCUAGGCGCGAGCUCAUGGAAGCGUGGCGUCGCCUCAUGCAGGCCAAGCUCAAGUCUCGCGUGCCGCUCAACAGCACACAGGCGCUGCAGUGCCGACGCCUGCUAGAGUACCUCUCCGACCAGCGCAUAAGCCUCCAGGAGGACUUCAACGUCAAGCCCUUGACGGCGGCCGACCUUGCCAUGGCACGGCAGGUCCUCCUCGAGAUUGAGCCGAGUGAAACGACGCAGCACCACGUCGACUUUGCGCGCGCGCUGUACAAGGCGUGGAUGGACAGCGACUUUGCACGGAAGCCUCGUGCCGUGGAGCUGCAAUGGACAUAUCUUGUCAGGGCGCUGUCGUUGUAUGGAGGUGGGGUAGAGGCCAAGGAGAUGCUGUAUGAGAAGUGGGACAUGAGCGAGUACGCCGUCUUCCUCACAGGGGACGCUCAAUUACUCCAUGUUGUUGCGCAGGCCCUCGCCAGAGAGGGCAAAGAAGCCGAGCUUUUGGAGCUGGCGAGGCACGCGCAAGAACGGGGUAUCGCCCUCGAUGCCAACCUACAAUCUGUCAUUGUACAAUACUUUGCCGGCCGCGACCGAAUUGAGGAGACAAAGGCCUGGUUCGCCAAGCCUAUUGCGCAGAAUCAAUGCCAUCCGGAUACUUACCGCGCCGUUGCGUCCUUUGCGAGACGCAAUCAGCUACAAGAAUGGGCAAUGCCAUUCUUUUUGGAAUUGGGCGAGUCCACACCAAGGAGGCGACAUUGGGAUGCUUUGCUGCAGUCGAUUCUACUGAUGGGACGCAGCCUCGCCCAAGUUGGCACCAUGAUGGACCAUAUGGUCGACCGCAGCGGUGACAUUAAGCCUACCAUUCACACAAUAAAUGGCCUCCUCUACGUGGCUGUCGAGCUCAAAGACUACCAGCUUGGUCAGGAUGUACUGCAGCUCGGCGAUGACAAGGGCAUCAAAGUCAAUGGUGAAAGCUACAUGCAUAUGCUGCGCUUGUGUCUCGAAGCCAAGGACUUUGAGCGCGCACAACAUGCCUACGAACAAGUCAUACACCUCGAGCCCUGGGGCAGUGACUCCGACUCCGAUUUGCAGCUUCAAUUCGGGCGGCUCGUAAAUCACUACCUCGUCACACUCGCCAAGCAAAACCCCCCCAGCUUCCCCCUGAUUCUCUCCAUACUCCAUACGGUCGAAGAGCUUGGCCUUCGCCUAGAACCCGCCACCGUCUCAACAUUAUGCCUGCGUUUCCUGGAAAACGACCAGCACUUUGAAGUCAUGGACAUUCUCUCCAUCAAUACCUUUCUCUUUAGCGAAGCCGAGCGCGAGGUCGUGCAGUCUGCCUUUAUCCAGUUCUGCCUGGACCCCAAAACGAGCACAGCGCGCGCGUGGGGAGGCUACCAGCUACUGCAGCAGUUCUUCGAGGACACGAGCUUUGAGCGCCGCACGCAGCUCAUGGAGGCCUUUUUCGCACGAAAGCGACCCGACAUGGCAGCGUACGUGUUUGGCCACAUGCGCCAGCACCGCAGCAAGUCGCUGCACCCGCGCAUGGAGACGUACAUGGCCUGUCUGUCAGGUUUCACGCGCCAUCCGGACCUCGCCGGGCUGGAAAUGGUGCACAACAUGCUCAAGAUGGACACGACCGUGCAGACGAAUACCAAGCUGCAGACUGCCCUGAUGCUCGCCUUUACGGCGUGCGACAAGCCGCUGGUGUCGUUGGACUAUUGGCAGCAGAUUACGCAGUCGCAAGAGGGGCCGUCGUACGCGACGCUCGAAGCCGUCUUUUGGGCGCUGGAGCGCAAACCAGGCGGCUACAAGAUGGCGCGCGAGGUCUGGGACCGCAUCGAGAGAAUGGAUCUCGAGGUCUCGACGCGCGUGUACAAUGCGUACAUUGGCGCCGUCGCGGGCGCCGGCUCCGAAAAGGAGAUUCGCGGGCUGAUUAUGAAGAUGCCUUCUGUGGUCGGGGUCGAGCCCGAGCCAAUGACCCUCGCCAUUGCAUACAAUGCCCUACCCGGGCGGCAGCUUCAGAUUGAUUUUGAGACGUGGGCGAAGCUGCAGUACAAGGUGCAGUGGGAGGAGAUUAUAAAGGUUGGCCGCAGAUUGAAUCAGUAUUCGCUGUGCCAAUUCAAAAUCGAUCGCGACAUGCGAGCAGAUGAUUGA